Messenger RNA from Sardina pilchardus (European sardine), 3230 nucleotides. It is a transcript of the gene casp3a, whose product is annotated as caspase 3, apoptosis-related cysteine peptidase a. Lineage: Eukaryota; Metazoa; Chordata; Actinopteri; Clupeiformes; Clupeidae. Gene Ontology annotation, cellular component: cytoplasm. The record is from RefSeq and is a predicted model, not a curated record. The transcript has 7 exons. Bases 173 to 1033 code for a protein of 286 amino acids. Gene Ontology annotation, biological process: erythrocyte differentiation; keratinocyte differentiation; neuron differentiation.
GGAACAGUCACUCUUCAACUUCUCGUGCUGCUUCCUGCCUUUAACGGUCUGUGAAGUUGUUUGUGCUUUUCGAUUGUGCUCCCAUCGUUGACAGGCUACAGUCAGACUCGUGUUUUAUUUGCUUGACCACCAACUUUUUCAUUCCGUUUGACUGCAGUACUGUUUGCUUAUCAUGUCUGGCGUGGAAACAAACAGUACAAACGGAGCGAGUGGGGAUUGCGUUGACGCCAGACGUGAAGAUGAGUCAGGAGCACCAGGGGCGGCUGGUUCGUCUGAGUCCAUGCAGGUGGAUGCCAAGCCCAAGUCCCACUCCUUCCGCUACAGCCUCAACUUCCCCAGCAUGGGCAACUGCAUCAUCAUCAACAACAAGAACUUUGACCGCUGCACAGGCAUGAAUGUGCGGAAUGGCACAGACAUAGAUGCAGGUAAUGCCAUGAAGGUGUUUGGGAAACUUGGUUACAAAGUGAAGGUGUUCAAUGACCAGACUGUGGAUCAGAUUGUACAGGUCCUAACGGCAGUUGCCAAGGACGAUCACCGCCACUGUGCCUCGUUUGUGUGCGUGCUGCUGAGCCACGGGGACGAGGGGGUGUUUUUUGGCACGGACCGUUCGGUGGAGAUGAAGACUCUCACCAGCCUGUUUAGAGGGGACCGCUGCACCUCUCUGGUGGGCAAGCCCAAACUCUUCUUCAUUCAGGCAUGCAGAGGUACGGACCUGGAUGCAGGGAUCGAGGCGGACAGCCAUGAAUCCCCUGAGAGAAUCCCUGUGGAGGCUGACUUCUUGUAUGCCUAUUCAACUGCACCAGGUUAUUAUUCCUGGAGGAACACCACCACAGGUUCCUGGUUCAUGCAGUCCCUUUGUGAGAUGUUCACCAAGUACGGCAGAGAGCUGGAGCUCAUGCAGAUCAUGACCCGCGUCAACCACAAGGUGGCGUUGGACUUCGAGUCCGUCUCCAACAUGCCCGGCUUUGAUGCCAGGAAGCAGAUCCCCUGCAUUGUGUCGAUGCUAACCAAAGAGAUGUACUUCACAUCUUAAAGGAUUCACAAGUUUGUCUCUUUCUCUUCGGGUGUUUCUGUUUUUUUAUGUAUUUAUUUCCUGUUGACUGUUUACACAUUCUCUUUUUCUCACAUUUGUUGCUACAUUUGUCUGCAAUUCUGAAAUGUUGUAUACUACAUUUUGCCUGAGAACAAUGAGGCUUUUUGUAGGAUAACUCUGGGUAUUCCGCAGUGUUAUGAUGCUUAGGUUUUAGAUUUAGGCUGCAUAGUAGCCUAGCCUUACACUUUCAAAAUACUAGACGCUUCAAGUCAAAGGAUGAGCCACAUGGACACAACAGGUUGCAACAGCACAAUUUCUAUGUUGUCAUGUAAUUUAAAGGGAUUAUUAUUUCUUUAUUUUUUCAGUGAAGUGUUUGUGUGUGUCUGUCUCUGUCUGUCUUUACUUCAACUUGGGAGUUUCAAUCAUGAAUAUUAAGUUAUUCAUACCAUUAUAUCACAGCUGGAAGUGUAAGCUCAGUAUUCCUGUACCAAUGGACUAGAAUAAUUCAGGGGCCAGUCUGUAAACAUCGUUUUUGUAGCCAUUUUUUCAGUUGUUCAUUCUCAAAGUGGGAUUAAGUGCACCCUAUAUAAUGGUCUAUGAUGUUAUUGCACUCCGUGAAUCUGUUUCAUAAUGAUGUUAAGCAUGUAAUGUAUGAGGUUGUACACUCACAAAAUAUGAUCAGCCAUUGGGCUUUAAUACCCCACUUUUGCUUGUCAUGGCCAUUGACCACAUGCAGGCUUGAAUCUUUCUGGUUAACCGUGCAGCCCGUAACCUAAAGUUAUACUUCACUUAAGAAAAGGUACUUUUGCCUGAGUAGCCACAUGCGAUAGCAGGGAUUUUGUAUAGUUUGGUUGAAUUGAAAUGUCGGACAGUGUUAGCUGAUCAUGUAUUAGCAAUAUGCAGGUGUUGCUAAUGUGAGUUUAUACUUUAAAUAUCUGAUGAUUUAAUUAAAGGCCUCAACAUCUUCCUAAGAGGGGUGUGAACACAAGUGCUCAGGUCACCUUUAACCCUACACCUAACCACUGCUCUGGUUCCUCAGACCAACACCUUUUUUCAGUGACUCGUAGCAGUGCUGUCAAACGCAGUUUAUUCCAAAGGUUCACAUUUAAAAAAAAAAAAAUGUAUUUCAAUCCAGCUGUUAAACCCUGCCCAGUCUCUGGAGAUAUGAUUAUUUGUUGGUUAAACUUAAACAGGAUAUCCUCAGCUGAAGUGAAUCCGCAGACAUCCCAAGUGUUCCUUAGUCCUUACAGAGCCUUAACAUGCAAGAGACAUUCCCAUACAACUUGAAAGCUUGUUUCACACAAGGAGGACAAUCAGUGUGUCUGCAGAGAACAGUUUAGCUUAAUCAUUGAAGAGAACCAGAAAACCAGUCGUAUGCUGUAGGUUUGAUUAUAACCAGAGACACUUACAUAUAUAUCCUUAAAAGGACUUUGUCAUAACCCUGUCCCAGUGUCGAGCCAUAACUUACAGCAGAUGUGACCGUGUCAUGGUAGACUGUGCCUCUCAUGUAAAGUUUAUAUGUCCUCCCUCGCUCCUCGGUCCUCGAUCCUCACUGAUCUACAUAAAGAAUGAUAUCGGGGCGGCAACAACGAUAGUCUUUCCCUUCGUCUAUCUUUCUUUAUGUAGAUCAGUGAGGAUCGAGGCCCGAGGAGCGAGGGAGGACGUAUAAACUUUACAUGAGAGGCACCCAUGUGUGAACCAGCAGCAUGCAGUAAAGGGAUUUUGAAAAGGCCUCGUCCUGUCAGCUAAAAAGGAAGAUUGUGAUAUUUGAAUUUGUAUGCGGUCAUGCACUAUGCACCAUAUGUGCGAUUAUGAGAUAUUGACAUUUUUAAAAAAAGGAAAUUUAAAACAAAAAUGUGAAAUUGAUCAUUUUGAAUAUUGCGUAAUGUUAUUGUGAAUGAAAACGGUGGACAUUGGAAUACAAAAAAACUAUGUGAGUGCACCACUUUUGUGACGUUUCAUAUAAAACAGACGGACAAAAUAUUACUUCUUUUCAAUGUGUGACUGUUUUCAACAUGUUGGUAGAUUGUGAAAAAUGUUCAGGCCAGAUAUCUCUCACAUAUAUUCUGUUUUUGUCUGCGAUAGUAAGUCAUAUUUUUAAUUUAAUACAGAUGUCAAUACUUUCUGUCACCACUCAUAUUACAAAUACAUGGUACCUGUGUAUGUUUUUGCUAAAGAAUAAACGAUUGGAAACAUA